GCUUAUAAUGCUUUAAGUUUCUUUAUAUAAUCUUAAUCAUAAUCUGAAGUUACAAGUUCAUAUUAUAUCUGAGAGAAAUGUUCUACCUCUUCUAGACUGUCUCACAAUGUUUCUAUUCCUCGCCCUUAUCUUCAUAUUGCCCUCUUACUUGCUGUACCUCAACUGGAAGACUCUAGCCCCGAAUGAGGACAGCAAAAUAUCCAAAAACACCCCACUGCCUGGUGAACCGACGCUCAUGUCUCAUACCCCGGUUUUCUCCCCUCACGCGACUCGAAGGGUAUCUGGAAUACCAGAGCAAUCUCAGCAGUCUGAACAAGGGGGAGCUACAGAUGAGGAAUCCAGCCCUGAAAAGCAUGAGGAGAUAUCCCCUGAGAGUAUCACAAUAGCCAUCUUCUGUGCUCUUGUAUAUGAGGCUGUUGCUGUUAAGCACAUGCUGGACGAGGAAUACUCAUGCUGUCCAAGAGCUGUUGGCCCAAUAAAGUAUGUGUACUCUUUCGGCCGAAUUAAGAACCAUAAGAUAGUUAUAGCACAACCGCAUCAGAUGGGCACCGUUGCGGCUGCGCAUUGUGCAACAGCAGUUAGCCAACAGUUUCCGAAUGUCAGGUUUGCCUUGAUGGUUGGGAUUGGAGCCGGCAUUCCCAACCUCCCAAAGCAUGAUAUUCGGCUGGGUGAUAUUGCCGUCAGUAUCCCUCAGGGCACUCAUGCCGGUGUUAUACAGUAUGAUUUCGGCAAAUAUGAGCGAGAGGGGUUUGUUUUGAAGGGAUGCCUGACUAAACCCCCACCGAUUCUGAUUAGUGCAGAUAAUUGGUUGGCGGGAGAGGAGUUGAUGGAUAGGAGCCCGAUUGAGAGAACUUUGAGAAGGAUUACCAAAAUAUCUAAAUUUUCAGCUCCAGACACCACUGAUAUCCUGUAUGACAAAGAUUUCGACCACGUUACUAAGGGCUAUGACUGUGUUGCCUGUGAGAGUUCCAAUAAAAGGAAAGUUGUAUCCCGUCCGGUCCGCGCGACUCGCCAACCUGUUGUUCAUCGGGGCCUCAUUCUUUCUGGGAAUAGUGUUAUCAAGAAUCCUCAGGAUCGUGAUCAAUUGCGACGAUACAAAGACGCAAUCUGUUUUGAAAUGGAGGCAGCUGGAAUUAUGGAUGAAAUCCCUUGUCUGAUAGUCCGUGGAAUUUGUGAUUAUGCCGACACGCAUAAGCAAGAUGGCUGGCAUUAUUAUGCUGCGGCUGUUGCAGCUGCCUACUGCAGGGUCCUCCUACGCAAGAUUGACGGUCAAGGAGUUGCAGAGACAGACAGCAGGUUGGUUAAAGGGGUAGAGAGUCUGAUGAAAAUAGCAACCGAAACUCGCGAUGCUCAGGUUGUGUCAAAUCAAACAACCAAAUAUAUUGAACAAACGCUUGAACUUAGAGAAUUGAAAAUAGCGCAGGGGGCAGCGUUUGAUUCUUAUGAGAAUCAGCAUGAACAAUGUCUCCCAGGAACCCGGGUUGAGCUGCUUCGCGGACUUGAGGAGUGGUCAAUCUUACAAGGUGGGAAAUAUAUAUUCUGGCUGAAUGGUAAGGCAGGUACUGGAAAGUCAACAAUUUCUCGAACAGUUGCAAGCCGCCUGAGUGAAAAAGGUCUACUUGGAGCGAGCUUUUUCUUCAAGAGGGGCGAGGAGGAUCAAGGGAGUGCAAGGAAACUAUUUCCAACUCUUAUAGCACAAUUAGUGAACAGUAUACCUCAACUGCGCCCUUGUAUUCAAAAGGCAAUCAAGGAUGACCCCCAAAUCUCGGAGAAGGUCCUUAGUGAACAGUUCAAGAAACUUCUCCUCCAGCCACUGCUUGAUAUGGACCACGGGCUGACUACAACUGUAACCCGAGUGAUUGUGAUUGAUGCACUUGAUGAAUGCGAGCAGGAAACCGACAUACAGCUUAUCCUUAAGCUCCUGCCACAAGUCAAGGAGUCAAGUAUAUUUCAACUUCGGUUUUUAUUGACAAGCAGACCUGAGUUGCCGAUUCGACUUGGGUUUCAGGGUAUUGCUGAUGUGCACCAGGAUCUGAUUCUUCAUGAGAUUCCAAUGGGUAUAAUCGAACGCGAUAUUUCCCUAUUCCUCCAGCACAGAAUUCACGAAGUAAAGAAGAAAUUAAUCAAACGACGGUGUGAGCUCCCCCCUGACUGGCCGGGAAAUCAGCAUAUAGCAACUCUGGUCACAAUGUCAGUUCCCCUAUUUAUCUUUGCUGCUACAGUGUGCCGUAUACUUGAGGAUCCUCAGUGGCACCCAGCAGACAGUCUAAAAGAAAUUCUCUCACAUCAAAAUGACAAGUCCAAUCUUGAUGGGACAUAUCUACCUGUGCUCAAUCGGCUCUUGGUCAACCAAAACGGGACAAGGAAGUUAAAAUUGAUCCGAGAGUAUCAAAUGUUAAUUGGAAUAAUUCUUAUACUCAAGACUCCACUUCCAGCUAGUUCCCUUUCAAGACUUGCUGAUAUUCCAAAGGAGUCUAUUUCUAUCAGGCUAGAUUUGCUUCACUCAGUUCUUUCCGUGCCAGAUGAUGAGACCAAGCCGGUGAGACUGUUUCAUCUAUCAUUCCGUGACUUCUUGCUGGACCUGGACACGCGCGACAAGACACCUCUGUGGAUUGAUGAAAAGGAGAUACACGGAGCCCUUACCGACCGAUGCUUUGAGCUCAUGAGCUGUAGUUUGUGCAAGAAUAUCUGCAAGUUACCAUGUGACAGUACACAACGAAGUGAGAUCAAUCUACGUUCAGUUGAUCAAAACUUGCCGCCCGAAUUACAAUACGCCUGCCGUUAUUGGGCACAGCACCUCGUACAGAGUCCGGAUCCAGUCAUUAAGUUGCUCAAGGGUUUCUCAUUCCUUAACAUACAUUUUCUGCACUGGGUGGAAGCAAUGAGCGUUUUGGGUCUUAUAACCGAAGUUGUUGGAGUUAUUAAGAGGCUCCAGUCAGUGAUACAAGUAAGUGUUGGUGAGCUUACUGUGCUUAUGAAUGCUGAAGUACAAAGGAUGGACAUCCUAAAAUAUCAGAGUUCUUUGACGAUACAAAGCGAUAUAUCCUUAAAAAUCGACAGUUAGCUGAGAUUGCACCUCUUCAGCUUUAUUCCUCAGGACUUAUUUUUUGUCCAAGGAACUCAAUCACUAGAGGAAUGUUUGAGUACGAGUUGUCGAACUGGUACCAUCUACCGAAGGUUGAGGAGACAUGGAGUGCAGAGCUACAGACCCUCGAGGGCACUUCUGGUUUAGUUGACUCUGUCACUUUUUCGCCUGAUGGUCGGCUGCUCGCAUCCGGCUCUGCUAAUAAGACCAUCAAGCUCUGGGAU
Messenger RNA from Aspergillus alliaceus, 3309 nucleotides. Its product is annotated as purine and uridine phosphorylase. Lineage: Eukaryota; Fungi; Ascomycota; Eurotiomycetes; Eurotiales; Aspergillaceae. Gene Ontology annotation, molecular function: catalytic activity. Gene Ontology annotation, biological process: nucleoside metabolic process. Bases 107 to 3064 code for a protein of 985 amino acids. The transcript is spliced from 2 exons. The record is from RefSeq and is a predicted model, not a curated record.